Molecule: messenger RNA, 1044 nt
Organism: Pangasianodon hypophthalmus (striped catfish)
Lineage: Eukaryota; Metazoa; Chordata; Actinopteri; Siluriformes; Pangasiidae
Product: rhamnose-binding lectin
Exons: 10
Coding region: 115-786 (223 amino acids)
Molecular function (GO): carbohydrate binding
Source: RefSeq, a predicted model, not a curated record
UUACUGCUGGUACUCGAUAUACUAUAUAUAGAGAGAUCAGUGCCACUGGUGCAGCACUUCAACACAUCCAACAGCAUCUACAUCCAACAUCACUGCUUCAACACAUUCAGCAAUAUGCUGCCUUUCCUGAAGCUUACUUUACUCACCUUACUUAUUACAGCACCUGGCUUGCUUGUUUCUGGAGAGAAUGUGAUUACCUGCGAUGGUGAUGUCCAUCGCCUCACUUGUGACUAUGGACUGAUAGUGGUGUGGUCUACUCUGUACGGCCGUACGGACAGAAGCAUCUGCAGUACUACACAUCCCCCUCUUCAGGUUACUGAUACUAGCUGUUCCUCGAGUAUUUCCACUAUUGCUGAGAGAUGCAAUGGACUAACAGAGUGUGAGGUAAAUACGGAUUUGCUUGACACCCCUGACCCAUGUGAAGGAACCUACAAAUACUACCAGACCAUUUACAGCUGCUACCCUGUCCAGAAAGCUGUGAUCUGUGAGCACGGCUACAGCACACUGGGAUGUGGUACUGGUGACGGUAUUCUGAUCAUAAAUGCGAACUUCGGGCGUGCUGAUACUACAACCUGUUCAAAUGGAGUCCCCAAUGGUUUGACCAAGAAAAUCAACUGUUAUGCUCCAAACACACUCGCAACUGUGGCAAAACUGUGCAAUGGACAGCAGAGUUGCACUGUGGAAGCUUCAUCCACCGUCUUUACAGAUCCUUGUCCCCACACUGUUAAAUACCUCACUGUGUCCUACAUAUGCAUUAGUCAGGGAGGCUGUAACACGGGAUGUUGAACCAUGAGGUAUACCUAGAGGGACUGCAGCUUUCUCCCCAGCGGCCUCUCUUCAGUCUGAAAAAGACUCAGCUUUAAAUAUGCAACCAGGCACAUGAUAACGUGCUGGAGUCUUGGUGGUGGUAUACUUAAACUUUGCAUGUUAUAUAAUCAACUGAUCUAAUGAUUUUAUUCUUGAAACAUGUAAUCUGUUCCUCCUAAACUAAUCCACUUUUCUAAUGAUUGUGCAAUAAACUUUCCUCUGAGUGCAAGCAUAAAA